Sesamum indicum (sesame) is the source of this 2927-nucleotide messenger RNA. Its product is annotated as filament-like plant protein. The record is from RefSeq and is a predicted model, not a curated record. NCBI's taxonomy places the organism in Eukaryota, Viridiplantae, Streptophyta, Magnoliopsida, Lamiales, Pedaliaceae.
CAUAGGUAGAUGGUGUAAAGUGGCGGUUUUGGAGAAAUAAAUUAGUUUUACUUAAUAUAUGAGUUCAUUUGGACAUCCUUAGAUUAGCCGACCAAGUGAGCAAUAACAGCAGGAUGACAGGGGACGCUCCUCCCCAAUGAUUUGGGCGGGAAUAAGAUCACAUUCAUGUUCAAAAUAAAUAAUUACUUUUUAUUAAAUAAAUAUUCAUAGAAAAGCUGAAAAGUGGUGGCCUUCUUGAAUUUGAAAAACACCACAUAUGCUUACCAUCACAUGCUCUGCUCCUCGAUCAUCUAUCUCAUUACACAUUACAUGAUUUGAUUUUCUUUUGUCGAAAAACAAGAAAGAAUUGUUAUCUGUUAUUGCUACAAGUUGAUAGGUUGUGUGUUCUUGUCUGGAAUUUUUGCUGUUACUCUACAGAUCUUCUUCAAGAUUUAAUUUUUCAUUGAUGAAAUCAGGAAACCCAGAUAUAAAUCUAUCUUUUUUACAAGAUUACUUUUGAUAGAGGUGUCCAAGAUUGGAUUUUUUGAACUGGGAUUCCUUGAAUCUUCAUCUACAGAUGAAUGUUUGAGUAAGAUUGUAAUGUUGGGGGCAUAUUGAACUGGAAAUUAAGAUGGAAAAGAAGAAAUGGCUAUGGAAGAAAAAAUCCUCUGAGAGGAGCCCUGGUGAAAGUGAGAGUUCUGGAUCAUUUUCUUCGAAUUCUGAAAGAUACUCUGAUGAACAGGAUGCCUUGAGAGAAUCUGCAAAUGAUAGUACACAAUCACCAGAAGUCACAUCUAAAGCUUCAAUGACUGAUGAUGAAGUGAAGGAAAGUAUGAAGAGUCUGACGGAAAAGCUAUCAGCUGCUCUUGUUAACGUCAGUGCUAAAGAAGAACUAGUUAAACAGCAUGCUAAAGUUGCUGAAGAAGCUGUAGCUGGCUGGGAAAAGGCAGAAAAUGAAGUGGCCUUGCUGAAGCAGCAGCUUGAGGUAGCGGUGCAGCAGAACGUGAACCUGGAAGUUCGAGUCAGCCAUCUUGAUGGUGCCCUCAAGGAAUGCGUCAGACAACUGAGACAAGCGAGAGACGAGCAGGAGAAACGAAUCUCCGAUGCUAUAGCUGAGAAAACCACGGAUUGGGAAUCCACAAAAGCUGAACUUGAGAAGCAAAUCAUUGAGGUCCGGGGCCAAGCAGAAGCUGCCAGAACUGAAAAUCCUGCUAUUAUUGAUUGCAAGUCGCUCCUUGUUCUUGAGACUUUGGAGAAAGAGAACUCAUUCCUGAAGCAAGAGCUCAAAUCUCGGUGUAAGGAGUUAGAACUUAUGACCAUUGAGAGGGAUUUAAGUACACAAGCAGCAGAAACUGCUAGCAAGCUGCAAUUAGAGAGCAUAAAAAAGGUUGCUAAGCUUGAGGCUGAGUGUCGAAAGCUUCAAUCUGUUGCUCGCAAAUCAUCUCCUGUCAACAAUGUGAAGUCUUCUGCUGCUUCCUCUUUCUAUGCUGAAUCUCUAACAGAUAGUCACUCGGACAGUGGGGAGAGGCUGAACUCUGUAGACAGUGAUACUCGCAGGAUUAGAAACGUCGACACAAAUGGGUCUGAAGCAAGCUGCUCAGACUCGUGGGCUUCAGUCUUAAUCGCAGAGCUUGAUCAAUUCAAAAAUGGAAAGCCUUUGCCUAAAAGUCUAGGAGCCUGCUCUGCUGAGAUUGAUAUGAUGGAUGAUUUUCUGGAGAUGGAGCGUCUUGCUGCUUUAGCUGAGACUAAGAGCAAAGCCCUGUUAACUCCAUCCGAAUUCACUUCUGGAGAAUCGAGUUCUCUGGAUAGCACAUCAAGAGCUGAGCUUGAUUCAAUGAUUGAACGAGUGGCUGAAUUGGAAAAGAAGUUGGAGAAGAUAGAAGCUGAGAAAAUAGAACUCGAGACUGCUUUAGAUGAAAGUCGAGGUUCCCUCAAAGCAGCACAGAGCAGGAUGUCUGAAACCGAAACCAAGUUGGAAGUGCUGCAAAAGGAGCUCACCGCCGUAACUAAGGCCAAGGAGUUGCUUGAAUCUCAACUCAUCGGUAUGGAAGUAGAAGCAAGAACCAUGUCAGCAAAUAUCAAUUCACUGCAGGGAGAAAUCGAAAAGGAAAGUAAUCUAUCAGCUGAACUAACAGUCAAGUGCCAAGAAUUGGAGAAUGAACUGAAAAGAACAGUUGAAGAAACUGAGAUUCAACAAACCACGAAUUCAACUAGUGAUGUAAAACUAAAACAGGAGGAUCUAGCCGUAGCAGCUGAUAAGCUCGCAGAAUGCCAGAAAACAAUUGCAUCUCUGGGAAGGCAACUUAAAUCUCUUGCAACAUUGGAGGAUUUCUUGAUAGACACUUCAAGCAUACCAGGGUUCUCUAGGGGUGGCCCAUUGCUCGCAGGCAGCGGCGGUGAGAUAUGGAAAUCAACUCCAAGCAGCACCUUUUCUGAUUCGGACAUGUCAAGAACAUCAACAAACAAGAGUGGUCAUCUGAAAAACGGGAACAAUGAGGAAUCAUCGCCACCCUCUUCUUUGUCAACCCCGCCGUCGGCCAACCACAUAGCUGCAGCCAAGAGCCGGAAUGGUUUUGGCAAAUUCUUCUCAAGAAGCAAGAGUGUGAUGGAAGUCAGCAAUUGUCAAGAAUAGUGCAAGAUUUUCUAUUAUCCAUGUUGAAGACAGGAACCUUUGACAGUUAGCAGUUGCUGAUUAAAUUCUGUUUGAUUGGCAAUUCAAUUUAGUUGUCCAAUGGUGUGCCACCGCUGAGUCCUUGGAAACAUGUCGAGAUUCGACAGGUUUUCAUUGGAUAUUGUAAGAGUAUAUCUAGUGAUCAUUCAGCAUCUUACUGUUUGUUUACUGGGAUUUCUGAUCUCAUCUGCGUAUUUGUUGUCAAGUUGUUGAAACGCGGCGGUUUCCCCUCGCCAUGUUGCCGGGUUUCUUUGAAUAAUGCGGCGAGGAAAGUUUG